Messenger RNA from Pipra filicauda (Wire-tailed manakin), 3831 nucleotides. RefSeq names its product rab9 effector protein with kelch motifs-like. The record is from RefSeq and is a predicted model, not a curated record. The coding region runs from base 12 to 1937 and encodes 641 amino acids. Lineage: Eukaryota; Metazoa; Chordata; Aves; Passeriformes; Pipridae. The transcript has 13 exons. Gene Ontology annotation, molecular function: protein binding.
CCGGGGCGGGGAUGGCCGGGGCCGCCCCCGUUGCCCUGCGGCGCCUUAAUAGCGGCCCCGGCGACCCCCGCGCUGCCCGCCGCGAUGCUGCCCGCCCACCGCCGAGGCCGCCCGGGGCCCGCGGGCCGCGCCCUGCGGGGCGGCCUCGCCUUCUACGUGCUGUGGGCUCUGCGGGAGCCGCCGCGGCGCCUCGGCAGCCAGUCCAGAAAGACGGGUUUCCAGGCUUGGCUGCCCCUGCCUUUGCCAAAGCAGCUGGUGGUGUUCAGCCUGGGAGACUGGAGCUGUUACUCUCCAGACACGAGCAUCACAGUGGAAGUGCUGGUGUCCCCAGGUGUCGCACCACAGCGCAUUGGCACGCUGGAGCCCACACGCAGGUUAUGGCAGGAGCUGCUAGGAUGUCAGGAAGGGCAUGCUGGAAAAGCUUUCUGAUCUCUGGUGCUGCCUGCUUCUACUGGUCUCUGGUGUGGGAAGAUGACUGGAGAAUGGAUAUUUUCAUGGCCUCAUUGAAAGAGAUGGACAAAGGCAACCCUGUGAGGCUUGUCCUGACUGUCAAUGGACAGCUGCUCCGAGGUGUCUCCAGCAGUACACCUGCUCACCCCUUCCUUGUCCCAGAGACUACCCAGUCACCAGUGUUUCCAGCAGAUGAUAGACCUGUUGGCCAGGAUCUGGAGGAUCCUAUUGAGGUUAAGAGCCAGCGCUCAGAGGUGGCUGCUAGAGGAUCCAGGCCUGGGAGGAAGGAUGUCCAUGCACCACUGAGGGCCCUGGUAGUGCCCUAUGCCCUGAAGCCACCAUCUGGCAAGGUGAAAUCCAAUGAGACCUGGAGAAAUAGUCCUGUCCAAGGACCACCAAGAGUCCACUCCAAGAAGCCCAGGAAAGUUUUAUUUGAACCCACAGCAUCUGAGAGAGAUCUUGAUGAAGAAGGCCAUCUCUGUGUUCCCUCUGCAGAUCUGGCUGUGAAGGAGUUGCAAGGCAGUCCCAGCCCUCGGUGGUGCCAUGCCAUGUGCCUCAGUGACCUGGGGACAGCUGUUCUGAUUGGUGGAGAAGGUGUCGAUCAGCAGUCCUGCAAGGAUGUGCUCUGGAAGCUGGAAAUUGACAGUGAUUUGUGGCUUCCAGUGGGUUUCCAGCUACAAAACACCAUGCCAUCAUGCUUGCAUGGUCACACAGCUACCUAUGACCCUGACACCAAGCGUAUCUACAUCUUUGGGGGCAUAAGGGAGGACAAAGACUACAGCAGCAUUUACAUUCUGGACACGGUCACCUGGAAAUGGCUCCUCGUGGCUGCUAAAGGGAGGAUACCAGUGCUCACCUACCACAGUGCAACAAUCUACCAAAAGGAACUCUUUGUUUUUGGAGGAACUUUCCCCAAAAAGGCAUCACUGGCAGUUGGACCCUGCAGCAAUGUGCUCUAUGUCUUCAAUCCAGAGCAUGAAAUUUGGUAUCAGCCCAUCUCAGAAGGGGAGAAGCCUCUGCCUAGGUUUGGGCAUUCAGCUACUCUACUGAAAAACAAGCUGCUGAUUUUUGGGGGUCGGAGGACUUCUCUUUACCUCAGUGACAUGCACAUUCUGGAUCUGGGUUUCAUGGAGUACACACCAGUCCGCCUACUCGCAGGACAGCCUUCUGCACGUUGUUUCCAUGCAGCUCUGGCUGUUUCAGACCAGAAGGUUCUGAUCAGUGGAGGCUGCAAUGCCAUGGGAGCCCUGCAUGAUGCCUUUGUCUUCCACCUAGAUACUCUUUCAUGGAGCACAGUGAUCCACCAUGAUCUCUGCUCUGUGCCUCGAGCUGGCCACACAUUGCUUGACCUGACUCCCACCCACCUGAUAGAUGUGGACAAGAAGAAAGAGGAGCACAGCCUGCACACGGUGUUGGUCUUUGGGGGCUCCAACUGUGCAGGAACCUUUUACAACAGCACAGUCAAGAUCAAGCUGGACCUAGGAUAAUGCAGAAUACUCAGAAUGAGCCUGAACAGCAAGGGCUUUUCACCAGCCUAAAUGCAGACAUGGAUGGCAAUAAAUGAGCCCAAGCAAUGUUGUGGUCCAAGUAUCUGUAUGUAGGUGAAUGCCACCUUGGCACAAGAGACUGGAGGUUUGUAACAUCUUUCCGAAGGCUGUGGGUAUUGUUCUCUUAGGGUAGCUGAUAUACAGUAUCAGACUGGCAGAAAUUCCAUCCCCUAUGGAUGUCUUGGUACUUGGGCUCGGGUGCCAAAACAUUCAGUGAGAUCUGAUCUAAGCCUCCACAGGAACACAGACACAAAGAUCUGGUUUUCCCUUCUUGCCCUACAGGUUUUUGGGCUGGACUGGAGUGCUUUCAACUCUGAAGGUGACUCAGGUGUUUAGUUUCAUUUGGGAUGAGUGGAAUGGGAUUUACUCCUGCCACUUGGAAAGUCUUCAUAGUGAAAGUAUGAUUCUGGUUUCAAGGGAACCUGAGUGGGAUUCCCUUAGGCAAUAGUCUGCAGCUGAAAACUAGGAAAACACCUGGAACAGUGUUUGAGGGAAAAGGAAUGUAAUUUUCAGUGUAUGGGAGAAAGCUGUUUGUGCCUUGCUGACUAUGGCACAAUCAUUUAGUGUUGCUCUAGACAGACCUUUAUGAUAAAUUCUGUGCGACUGCUGCUAUAAGGAAUAGGUACAAGUCCUCUCUCCCAGGUAGUAAUUCUCUUAUGUGCAAGGGGUGGCAGAGUUGCUGACUUAGCUCUUUCAAGAUCCAUGAGACCCAACAAAGGUUAGGAUUAAGCUGUCUUCCAUCAGAGACUCUUACUGUUUAUAUCCAUGGCACUGAUGACUAUGCCAUAGCUCUGAGGCAGCUCCAAGGACAAGCACAGUGUAUACACUGAUUCCUUGAUGCUCUGUCUGUAGAUGGUAGAAAGAAGCUGCACCUAUGGGGAGUCCAGAAUUGGCUCAAUGCCUCACAGUUGUUUGUGGCCACAUUCCCCAACCCAAAGCCAUACAAAGGGAACUUAUGAUAAUUAUGGAUGCUUCUGCUUUAAUCUGCUUCAUGGAGAUAGAUUAGAUAGAAAAAACUAGUAGCUGUAAGCAUUCCAGCACAGGCAUGCUCCUCUUAGUUAUCCAGGCUCCUUGGAGGUCCUCUGUCCUUCUUCCCACCCAGAUGAAUGGGAGACAAUAGUACUAGGGCUUCCCGCUGGCACUGAAGUCCUACUCAGACUGUAGGUGUUGUCUUCUUUGUCACUCCAGCUGACUAGAUUUAAUGAGUAGAAGGGCUUCAAGCUCGCAGCUCUGCAGGGGUAUCUGGCUGCCGGCAUGGAUGGCUUACUUUGAAGGCCUCUAACUCCAAGAGUGCUUUAUUUAUUCUGGUUAUUGUGGGAUAUGGACCCAUGUCCACUUUGAAUCUGCAAAAGGAAAAGAAUUGAUGAAGUACUAAGAGUUGGACAGCCAGUACAGCAGUGAGCACAAGGACAGAGCAGUAUGCUAUGCCUGCCCAGUAUGGGAGAAUCUCACAGUCAUUUACAAUAACAAUAAAGAUUUGUCCUCGUAGGUUUAAAAUGCUAGAAAGGUUAAUUAGUUCCUGGAGAGGCUGUGAAGUCUCCUUCUCUAGAGAUACUCAAAACCUACCUGGAUGCAAUCCUGUGCCACUUACUCUAGGUGAACUUGCUUUAGCAGGCGAGUUGUUGGACUAGAUGACCUCCAGAAUUCCCUUCCAACCCCAACGAUUCUGUGAUUCUGUGAUCUUUACCAGGCUUUUAUAUAAUGUGCAGCACAGGUAAGGAGGCACUCUGCUUUUCCUGGGAAUCAUGCAGCUAUUACUUGUAUGUGUUUAAUGCUUUAAAUAAAUAUAGAUGAAUCUUUUCCUCCUGUGUGCUGUCUAAAUAUAAGGCAAACA